Messenger RNA from Trichosurus vulpecula (common brushtail), 955 nucleotides. RefSeq names its product RASD family member 2 (gene RASD2). Bases 155 to 955 code for a protein of 266 amino acids. NCBI's taxonomy places the organism in Eukaryota, Metazoa, Chordata, Mammalia, Diprotodontia, Phalangeridae. The record is from RefSeq and is a predicted model, not a curated record. The transcript is spliced from 3 exons. Gene Ontology annotation, molecular function: GTP binding; GTPase activity.
CCAGCAGCGGGGAGACCCGGGGGCCAGUGACUUGGGACAAGUGCGAGAGCAGCCAGAUCGCCCGUCACCCCGCAGCCUCCAACAGGCUUCAGAACAAACCACUGUGGCUGCAUCAGGGGGUCGGGACUGCCCCCUCCACACCCAGCCCCAAGCGAUGAUGAAGACUACAUCCAGUGGGAACUGUGCACUCAGUGUGCCUGCCAAGAAUUCCUACCGCAUGGUGGUCUUAGGGGCCUCAAGAGUGGGCAAGAGCUCUAUCGUCUCCCGGUUCCUCAAUGGCCGCUUUGAAGACCAAUACACCCCCACCAUCGAGGACUUCCACCGAAAGGUCUACAACAUCCGAGGGGACAUGUAUCAGCUGGACAUCUUGGACACGUCAGGCAACCACCCCUUCCCAGCCAUGAGGAGGCUGUCCAUCCUCACAGGAGAUGUCUUCAUCCUCGUGUUCAGCCUGGAUAAUCGAGAGUCCUUUGAUGAAGUCAAACGUCUCCAGAAGCAGAUCCUCGAGGUCAAAUCCUGCCUGAAGAACAAGACCAAGGAGACGGCUGACCUGCCCAUGGUGAUCUGUGGCAACAAGAAUGACCACGGGGAACUCUACCGCCAGGUGCCCACCGACGAGGCUGAGCUCCUUGUCUCCGGGGACGAGAACUGCGCCUACUUCGAAGUGUCGGCCAAGAAGAACACCAACGUGGACGAGAUGUUUUACGUGCUCUUCAGCAUGGCCAAGCUCCCCCACGAGAUGAGCCCGGCCUUGCACCGGAAGAUCUCGGUCCAGUACGGAGACGCCUUCCACCAGAAAUCCUUCUGCAUGCGCCGGGUGAAGGAGAUGGAUGCGUAUGGGAUGAUCUCCCCUUUUGCCCGCCGGCCCAGCGUCAACAGCGACCUCAAAUAUAUCAAGUCCAAAGUCUUGCGGGAGGGCCAAGCCCGAGAGAGGGAGAAAUGCACCAUUCAGUAG